Cyprinodon variegatus (sheepshead minnow) is the source of this 5569-nucleotide messenger RNA. It is a transcript of the gene kif3a, whose product is annotated as kinesin family member 3A. Gene Ontology annotation, biological process: microtubule-based movement. Bases 140 to 2245 code for a protein of 701 amino acids. Gene Ontology annotation, molecular function: microtubule binding; microtubule motor activity; ATP binding. Lineage: Eukaryota; Metazoa; Chordata; Actinopteri; Cyprinodontiformes; Cyprinodontidae. The record is from RefSeq and is a predicted model, not a curated record. The transcript has 17 exons.
GACAGCCAACGGCUCUGGGCUGCUGAUGAGAAUGACAACAUCGCUAAUGCACUAGUGCAGUGAAUAGUAACCGAACUGAAACAAACAGAGCCACCAAAGCGUCUAAACCACAAUAAAGCACACACUCUGCCUCCUUACCAUGCCGAGCAGUAAGGCUGAGAAAAAAGAAGUCAGCGAUAACGUCAAAGUUGUGGUGAGAUGUCGUCCCCUCAACCCAAAGGAGAAGACGAUGGCCUACAAGCAGUCUGUCAUGGUCGACGAGAUCCGUGGGACCAUAACGGUGAACAAACUGGAGAACCCCCACGAACCUCCAAAGACCUUCACCUUUGACACAGUGUUUGGGCCGGACAGCAAGCAGCUGGAUGUCUACAAUCUCACAGCCCGCCCCAUUGUUGACUCUGUGUUAGAGGGAUAUAAUGGCACAAUUUUUGCAUAUGGACAAACUGGCACAGGAAAAACAUUCACCAUGGAGGGUUAUAGGGCAGUACCAGAGCUCCGAGGGAUUAUCCCAAAUUCGUUUGCUCAUAUUUUUGGACAUAUUGCCAAGGCAGAGGGCGACUCCAGAUUUUUAGUUCGUGUUUCGUACCUCGAGAUUUACAACGAGGAAGUGCGGGACUUGCUGGGAAAGGACCAGCUGCAGAGACUUGAGGUCAAAGAGAGACCAGAUGUUGGCGUGUACAUCAAAGACCUCACUGGUUAUGUGGUAAACAAUGCGGAUGAUAUGGACCGGAUUAUGACAUUGGGUCACAAAAACCGGUCUGUCGGCGCUACAAACAUGAACGAGCACAGCUCCCGCUCUCAUGCCAUCUUCACCAUCACCAUCGAGUGCAGUGAGAAGGGGGUCGACGGUAACCAGCAUGUGCGCAUGGGAAAGCUUCAUCUUGUAGAUCUGGCAGGUUCAGAAAGACAGGGCAAAACUGGGGCCACGGGUCAGCGUCUGAAGGAAGCAACAAAGAUCAAUCUCUCUCUCUCUACUCUGGGGAACGUCAUCUCUGCCCUGGUGGACGGAAAGAGCACACACGUUCCCUACAGAAACUCCAAACUGACCCGUUUGCUGCAGGAUUCACUGGGAGGAAACUCCAAAACCAUGAUGUGUGCAAACAUAGGCCCUGCAGACUACAACUAUGACGAGACCAUCAGCACCCUGCGCUACGCUAACAGGGCUAAAAACAUCAAAAACAAAGCUAGAAUCAACGAGGACCCCAAGGAUGCCCUUCUACGGCAGUUUCAGAAAGAGAUCGAGGAGCUCAAGAAGAAACUGGAGGAGGGUGAAGAAAUCUCUGGCUCAGAAGGCAGUGGAUCAGAGGAGAUGGAUGAAGGUGAUGAUGAAGCAGGAGAGGCAGGAGAAGGCCGACGGAGACGAAGGGGUAAAAAGAAGGUUUCUCCAGACGAGAUGGUGGAGAUGCAGGCUAAGAUUGAAGAAGAACGAAAGGCUCUGGAAGCCAAGCUGGACAUGGAGGAGGAGGAGAGGAACAAGGCAAGAGCAGAGCUGGAGAAGAGGGAGAAAGACCUUCUCAAAGCCCAACAGGAGCAUCACCUCCUACUAGAGAAAUUAUCAGCAUUAGAGAAGAAGGUGAUUGUAGGUGGAGUGGAUCUUCUGGCCAAAGCUGAGGAGCAGGAGAAGCUCUUGGAGGAAUCAAACAAUGAGCUGGAGGAACGGCGCAAAAGAGCAGAGCAGCUGCGAAAGGAGCUGGAAGAGAAAGAGCAAGAACGUUUAGAUAUUGAGGAGAAAUACACGAGUCUGCAGGAGGAGGCUCAAGGAAAGACCAAAAAGCUCAAAAAAGUCUGGACUAUGCUCAUGGCUGCCAAAUCAGAGAUGGCAGAUUUGCAACAAGAGCACAACAGAGAGAUUGAGGGCCUCCUGGAAAACAUCCGCCAGCUGAGUCGAGAACUACGGCUCCAGAUGCUCAUCAUAGAUAACUUUAUUCCCCAGGAUUACCAGGAAAUGAUAGAAAAUUACGUCCACUGGAAUGAAGACAUUGGAGAAUGGCAGCUGAAAUGUGUAGCUUACACUGGAAACAAUAUGAGAAAACAAACCCCUGCUCCAGACAAGAAAGAAAAAGAUCCUUUUGAGGUGGAUCUGUCCCACAUGUAUUUAGCAUAUACAGAGGAGAGCAUGCGGCAAUCACUGAUGAAACUAGAGAGGCCCAAAACCUCAAAGAGCAGUAAGAGUGGCAGACCGAAAACCGGCCGAAGGAAAAGAUCAGCAAAACCAGACACGGUGAUCGAUUCACUUCUGCAGUGAAGAUGUGCAGGAUUGGCCCCACUGCAGCUCUCCCCUACACUCCUGCUUUGAUGUAACAUAAAAGAAGUAUUUAGUCCCGCUUAUGGUUGAACAGUAAUAGACUUUGAGCGCACACUGUAUUCAUGGUGAGGUUUUAAAUGGGAUCAGGCAGCACCUUUUUUUCUUUUUAGGAAAACAACCACUAAAGUAUAGGAUGGACUUUAUGUACCUUAGAGCUGGGAAGAAUCAGAUUGCAAAAACUUUACAUUAAAAGACAGCUGCUUGAAGCAGAGCAUCACAGUCACAAGUCUCCAUGUAUUUGUUUUGAUUUGAUGUGGUAGACCAACAGAAACUAGUGCAUAGUUGGGAAGUGUAAACAAAAUUGAUUAUUUUGCAUAUCCUUUAAUUAUAGAUCUCAGAAAUUGUGUUGUACAUUUUAUGCAUCCCUUUAAGUACGCCUAGGCUUCAUAGAACCUCAUUUAGGUGUGAUACUGCACAGACACACACCCUUUACCUUGUAUAACAGUGUGUUCAUGGUAUCUGCAGUGUUAGUUUUUCACAUACAGCGGGUGAAAGUAUAGAACACGCCACAACAAUACCGAGUGUUCAGGGCCCAAAAAAAUACUAAGGUCAAGAGCCAGAACUUCUAGGCGUGUUCAGUGGCAUGCUCCCCCAGAGAGGUUUUUAAUUCUGUCAUUUAAACCUGGUAGUUUUCAAAAUCUUAAGGAGCAAAAACAUCAUUGUGACUUUUUAAAAGGCUCAGCUAUAAAUUUCUCCUCUCCUGUCUCCCCUACCAGCCAGAGUGUCAGGUCUAAGCACCUAAAACAUCAUACAUACAUGCAGGGAAAGAAAGAAGGCACAGAGACAAUUAAUUUAGUUUACUCGUGAGGAGAGUAGGAAGAGACUGCGGAGUUUACAAAUCUCCAACCCACUCUGAUAUUUAUUGGAAUCAGUGAUCCCUGGUUACAACAGCUGAGACUACUUUAGUGACUAGAGACAAAAUGAGGAAUUCAGACCUUCAGUCUCAGUAAAUAUCCUAUAAAUAUCAAGAGUGCAGUCAAAAUUUACGCUGUUGAACCUGUUCACCAAAGUUCAGCAGGUCGAGUGCUGCUCGUAGAUCAACCACAACCUCCCCAAAAGCAAAUCUACAUACUUCAGAAAAGAUGGCUAUAAACACAUGCACAUAGCACACAGCUUUAUGCAUGAUAACACCACAGAGAUACAUUUAUAUACAAUUAUUCCAACACAGACAUUUCAGACAUUAUAAACCUGAUUUAAUGUCAUCUUUCUUUUGAAGCUUGGUUAGAAAUGUCGCAAAAGACAUUACAGUAUAUUUAAAAUUAGUUGCUUCAUAAUUACUUGAGCUUUUAAAAUAGACACCCAAGGGUUUUCGCGGGUCAUUAAAAAUCAUUAAAAGUCAUUUCAAUUGUUAUUUUUUAAAUUAAGGCCUUAAUUGGCAAAAAAAUUCAUUAAAUGUGUUUAUUGUAGCAUUUAAAUUCUUUCUUAAAAAAAAUGUUUUGUAUAAGAACACUUUCGUCAGACACAUUAUAUCACGAUGUGUUUGCGUGGAACUGCUUCCGGUUGAUCGCAGAGACGUAUGUUCGGGAAAGUAGCUUGAGUCGGAGAAAAAGCUAGAGAAUGGGGAAGAAUGCCAGUUUCAACAAAAGUGGUUGGAAAACGAGGAAUUCGGGGCAUGGAUGCAGCCUGUCGACAGGUACCUGUUGGUGGCAUUAAAAUUAUUUCUAAGAGCAUUAAAAAGCAUUAAAUUAGAGUUAUUAAUUCCUGUAUAAACCCUGCACCCAGACCCUGUUACACUAUUAUGUUGGUAAUGGUGCCUAAUAUAACAUAUUUCUAUUGUAAUCUUACACAAUACUUCAGUUAUCACACAUUAUACAUCAAAUUUUUGAAACCGCUCAGGUGCAGCAUCUUUCUUUUCUAGCACCUUCUCUCCCUCUAUCUCUCUCCUCACUGCUCCUCCUGCUGCUCGGCCCAAAGUUUGGUUACACUCAGCCUUUUCCUCCUUAUCCUGUUUUCCCUUUAGUGAAGAAUAGCAACAAAGUGAUAGAAAAGAAAACAAUAUGCAUUUCAACAUCAUGUUUGAAUUAGUUUUAUUAGAAAAUGAAAUUAUACUGAAUUAGUUUCCCAUGUUUCAGAGGAGCCCAGUGUCAAAGAAUUAAAUAGUAAAACUAGCUAUUAGCAAGUAUAAAUAUUAAAAAAAAGAACAUGCUAAUUUACUCAUGUCAAUGCCGUCUGCAAUGAGCAACAUCCAACACUGAGAAAUUAAACGCUGAGUAAAGUUUCAUUUAUCGCACCGUUAUCAACAACUCAUUAAGCUGUUCUCCGCCUACAUUAGCAGCUCGAUGUGCUCCUCUUCAAGUGACUGAUGGACUCAUGAGGCGGUGGCUUGUAUGUGGCAGUUACUGUAGCGACAAUGCGUGCUGACUCAGGAUGAUUGAACAGCUUCUUUUUUAUUAGUUAGUUGCUCUAGUUUCGCUCUUCAAAUAUAAAACAACUCACAGGUUAGUGAGAGUACAAGAUCAUCGUCUUACAACCAGUUUCACUGUAAUGUAUUUUAGUUUUUUAUCACAACUUGCAAUAAAUAAAUUAAUGAAAUUCUAAGGACAGGACCUCAGAGUCCUCAAUGUUAGUGAUGGCCCUGUGUGUGUUCAAUACUUUUUCCCUGUGCCAUUCCACUAUUACACAUUAUUUAAUUUCUGGACAUAUGGUUUGAUUUCUCUGUAUGUGUGGAUUGCAUGGAUUGCUACCAACAUCUGGUUAAAAUGUCAUGUCAAUAGCAACUCUAUAUAUUUACAGAGAAAAAUGGUGGCGUGGUCAGUAAUAAUUUCACUCACUGUAAGGCGGCUAAAGAGCUUAAUGUUUUGCCAUCUUUCCUUCAUGGCUUGUUCAUAUGCGAACAGGGCUAUAAAUCAGCAGAGGCUUCCAGAAACCACCAGAUGUAUGAAGUGAGCAGGUAACAGUUGUCCUGUCAGCAGUUUCUCCCACCUGAGCCGUGGAUCUGUGCAGCUCCUGCAAAGACUCUUAGCUGCUUCUUAAGUUAAGACCCUGGUAGCCUGGCCUGUCAGCUGGGGUGGAAAACCAUGAAAAGUCUCUUUUGAGGUUUUGAGGUUAUAGUUUGUGUACUUUCUGUAAGCUGUUUUAGGUUUGGGAUCAUUCUUUGUUCAGUAGCUCUGCUUCAUGUCUUUGCACAAUUCUACCCUGCCUGCUUUCUUCAUCAAGUUACUUUUUAAUUAAUGUUCUCUAAAGCAGCGGUCCCCAACCUUUUCUGCGCCGAGGACCGGUUAUGUCUGACAAUAUUUUCACGGACCGGCCUUUAAAGUGUGGGGG